Messenger RNA from Eimeria maxima, 2697 nucleotides. RefSeq lists its product as hypothetical. The record is from RefSeq and is a predicted model, not a curated record. The annotation marks the transcript as partial. Lineage: Eukaryota; Apicomplexa; Conoidasida; Eucoccidiorida; Eimeriidae. The transcript is spliced from 4 exons.
AUGGCGGACUCCACGCCGGAAGAGCAGUUUUCGUUCCUGAGUCAGCAGCUCCUCCUGCUGAACCAACUUCCUCAACAAGAUGCUGCUCUUGCACCACUAGAAGUGACGCCCUCCAGACGUCGUACUCCAUGCGAGGAGCAGCAGGUUCAAUCAGCAGCUUUCAUUUGCAGCUCUGGGGAUAAAGUUUCCCAAGGCCACACGUCUUUGGAUGGUAGUGGGCCACUGGUUGACCUGGCCUCCGCGGCCUCGCAGGCACAUUCACCAGUAAAGCCUGAGUUACAAGACGCGACUAAUGUCAAGUCCCACAGACUUCAGCAGAUGCAGAUGGCACUGAGGGAACACCAGAGCCAGUUGUUGCGUCAGCGAGAGCACUUGCAGCAACAGCAGCGACUGCUUUUUCAGAGGUCACAGGAACGCAGUGUUGCGCCACAUAGCCUCGCUCAACUGUUCGCCGACCUGCAUGAUGCCCGUCAGCAGCAAUACGUACAAGCACAACAACGUACGGAUCAAACGACUCCAGCUCAUACGUCUGAUGGGCGGGUGCUGAGAGCUGGUGUUCGCCAUCACUGCAGUAAACUGCCAAGCAACGGGGCUGGGCUGCAGCUGCCGACGCCGCACUGCGCAGUUGAUGGAGUCAGCGGCUUAGCCGCGAAACGUGAAGGACACCACCAAGAACAGACCCAAGAAACAGACCGUGAUUUGGAGCCUUUUCAAUUGGGGGAAGCACGAACCCAGCAGCAGAAGAGGGGACUGCCUGGGCAGUGUUCAGCAGAUAGAAAACGAAUUCUCCGAGAUGCUGGGUUGCUCGAAGCCCGUGUAGUAUUGAGCUGCACCCUUAGCGCCCUCCGGUUCUUCAGGAGGAAUGCCGCAGUUGCAGAAUCGCACGACAAGAUAGAUAACAGCAGCAGCGCAAUGUGUACGUUCAGAACUAUUCAGGCUGCUAGCGAAGGCGGGAGAUUGAGUGAAUGUCCGGUAUUUUCUCGAGAGGGGGAACCGUCUCCAUCUACGACGGCUCCUGGGGGAGCUAUAAACGUUCCACACGGGACAAUGGGGGGCAAAGUGAUACAGGUGCACGGCGAGCCACUUCCACUUACUGUUCUGUGUGCGGGCAUCUCCCCUGCGAAGCUCUGGCUGCAUUGUCUGAGGGUGACCCUCCAUGCCAGGCGGUGUGCCAUUCGGACGCGCCGGUACUGGAAGGCAUUGGUUCAUUUGUUCCCCCGCCGCAGCGCAUACUCAACCAUUUCAGUCUUGUCUCAUGAAGAUUUGAAGCGGUACAACACUAUCGGCUCUCGGGCCCCCUCGUUGCGGGACGCAACAACUGCCCUAGGGCCAUGGGUUGCUCCGAAGGAACCUUUUUGUGAACCAGGUCUGUAUUGCAUCGUUGAUGAAAGAGGCCCGAUUCUUGCAGCAUGGGCGGUUGCUCAGGACAGUGAUGGGCGCUUGCGCCGUUGUUCAGCAGUGGUAGGUUCAGGUGAAUUUAACGCAGCUGACGAAGCUUGUAUCAAAAGGAAACGCUCGAAGUGUACGACGAACCCAUCUACAUCCUACUCACCUGAUAGUCCUUGGGAAACGUUUUUGAAGGGGAGGGAAUGUGUUGAGGCCGACGGACUGCAGGCCCUGGAGAAGUGGUAUGUGAAUGUAACAAACGCGCCUCUGACAGAGCAGCAGAUUCGGAGCCUAACCUUAGCGGAAUAUGCAUCGGUGUUUGGCGAAUAUGCUGAGUGCCUGGUGCGCGCUCUCCAGAAGCUCGUCGAGACGCGACAUGCUUCAUCAUCAGCAAGCAAGGUUGCGGAAGGCUGCGGGUGUUCCUGCAGCAUCUGUGUCGGUCAGCCAUGCCGUGUACGGGUAGCGUGGCGGCAACAUCUUAUGGCCUUCGAACUUGCCAUAGAUAAGACGGCCGCGGCACGUUCUCAUUCAGGUGAGCAGACAAACGGAGUAUCUCAGCUUCACUUGAUUCUCCAUGAACUGUACCAGCCGUUGUCGCUGACAGUGCCAGGUAUGCGCAGCGCACUUGCACAGUUGCUGGUGAGGCUGAGACGCUACGUGACACUGUCUCCGCUAGGCGUUGAGUUCCUAAUGCAACGUCUCAAAGAAAUACUUUCUCCUGCACCUGGAGAUGACGCGCAAGAGGCCUUCAGAAAAACUGAAGGAGAAGAUAAGGAUGAGUUGAUCGGAUCCUGUUGCAGUUGGGCAACGCGGGACUGGUCCCUUGCUAGCUGGCACCGCAGGCGCCAGCGGCACCAAACAGACAUGCCUAGUCCUCUGAUUGGCAGUAACAAUCUCGACAGCAGCGUCGCCAGACUGUCUAUGCUCUCAGCAACACUGUGGGAAGCACCUGCAUGUACUGCAGGGGGGGUAGGGGAACCUGGUCUCUCAACGAACGCCGCCGAACCAGAAGGGAGAGGGUCUUUGCCUAAAGCGGACGUUCCAGGUGAAGAGUUGGAGGCAUUGGCUGAUAGAAUGACCAGAAAGGAUUGCUACACCGUGUUGGGUGGCACUGGUGUCAAUGCAUUACGAGCUGCUGGACUCUCUGACGUUGUGGCGAACCAUGAUGAAGAAGAGGAAGGGGCCCUGCAAAUUCUCAACCUUCUCCGGGGAUUGACGGGGUAUUUGGAUCAUCUGGAGGGCCAGAGGAAUGCGGACUUCCUGCACAAAGUGACGGCCUUGGAAAAGCUGGCAGGGGCGGAGCUACAGACA